Messenger RNA from Ostrinia furnacalis (Asian corn borer), 765 nucleotides. RefSeq names its product signal peptidase complex catalytic subunit SEC11 homolog C twr (gene twr). The record is from RefSeq and is a predicted model, not a curated record. Gene Ontology annotation, molecular function: serine-type endopeptidase activity. The coding region runs from base 115 to 651 and encodes 178 amino acids. NCBI's taxonomy places the organism in Eukaryota, Metazoa, Arthropoda, Insecta, Lepidoptera, Crambidae. Gene Ontology annotation, cellular component: signal peptidase complex; membrane. The transcript is spliced from 4 exons.
UUAUCUGACGUGGAUUGUCGAAGUGUCGCUCGAUUUGUCGACAACAGGGAAAGGCGAAUAACCAAACCAAAAACUUUAGUGUUAAAUUCAACAUAAAACUAUUAAAUUAUCAAAAUGUUGGACAGUUUAUUUGAUGAUGUUAAGCGCAUGAACAAGCGACAGUUCAUUUAUCAAGUUUUAAGUUUUGGUAUGAUAGUUUCGUCCGCUCUGAUGAUAUGGAAAGGUUUGAUGGUUGUAACUGGCAGUGAAAGUCCUAUUGUAGUGGUACUUUCUGGCAGUAUGGAGCCAGCAUUUCACAGAGGAGAUCUCUUAUUCUUGACGAACUAUCCUGAAGAACCUGUACGAGUUGGAGAAAUCGUUGUCUUCAAAGUUGAAGGAAGAGACAUUCCUAUUGUUCAUAGGGUUUUGAAACUUCAUGAAAAGAACAACGGCACUGUAAAGUUCCUAACCAAAGGUGAUAACAACAGUGUUGACGAUCGAGGUUUAUACGCACAAGGUCAGCUCUGGCUCACCAAAAAAGACGUAGUCGGCCGUGCAAGAGGGUUUUUGCCUUAUGUGGGCAUGGUUACUAUUUAUAUGAACGAAUAUCCAAAGUUUAAGUUUGCUGUUCUGGCAUGUUUAGCAAUUUACGUGCUAGUACACCGAGAGUGACCACCAUACAUGAUGAGAAGCGUUGUUAAAAAUGCUGUAUGCUCCUUGGAUGAGUUAUAUUGGCGUUGUGGAUGUAAUUUUAUGAUUAAAUGAAGUUCUCUCUAGUUUAAAAAA